AUGGCGGAGCCCUACGUGAGACCGGGCGCAGGCCGGGGGCUCCCGCCGGACACCGCUCACCCGCCGGGCCCCCGCCCGAGGGGACACCCCAGGUCAGCACCGCCCGAGCCCCCGCCCGCCCCUCGGCCCCGCCCGGAGCCCCGGGGGCCGCUCCCCGCUUGGACCCGGCGUGCGGGGCCCCGGGCCGGGCUGACGGGCUCCGCGCCGCCGCCUCUGCCCCGCAGGUGCCCCCCGGCCCCGGGCAGUGCCCCCGCGGACCCCUCCGCGCCGCCCCCCCGGGCGCUGGGGCCGCCCCCGCUGGGGCCCGUGGGCGCUGCCCCGCGGGCCGAGGCGCGGCCGUGCCCGGAGGAGCGGGAGUGCAGCGUGUCCGCCGACACCGUGCUCGCCCCGCUGCGGGCGGCCCUGGACUCCUGCCGGCCCUCGGUGCAGAAACAAGUGUGCAAUGACAUCGGGCGGCGGCUGACAGUGCUGGAGGACGCGUGGGCUCAGGGGAAGCUGUCAGCACCGGUGAGGAAGAGGAUGAGCCUCCUGGUGGAAGAGCUCCAGCAGCAGCACUGGGACGCGGCUGACGAGAUCCACCGCUCGCUCAUGGUGGACCACGUGAACGAGGUGAGCCAGUGGAUGGUGGGCGUCAAGCGCCUCAUCGCCGAGACACGGAACCUGCCCGACACAGCGACCGACGGCAGCGCCGAGACCGAGCCUGACACCGAGCCUAAGACCGAGACCGAGCCGGGCCAGGAGGAGCCCUGAAGGCGGGGCCGGGGCUGUGGACUGUGAGCGGGGCAGCCCCUGCCCAGGGCUGCCGGCAGGAGCAGGGCCCCUGCUGCCAGAGGGAGUCGGGGCACCCCCUCUGCCUCCCAAUCCUCAUCCAGGAACAGGGGAUUUUAAUCAUUGCGACAUUUUAGUGGCGAUUCAUUAUGUUUAAUAAACAACACCAACCUGCCCCCGG
This is a messenger RNA of Myiozetetes cayanensis, 949 nucleotides long. RefSeq names its product steroid receptor RNA activator 1 (gene SRA1). NCBI's taxonomy places the organism in Eukaryota, Metazoa, Chordata, Aves, Passeriformes, Tyrannidae. The record is from RefSeq and is a predicted model, not a curated record. Bases 1 to 750 code for a protein of 249 amino acids. The transcript has 4 exons. Gene Ontology annotation, biological process: regulation of transcription by RNA polymerase II. Gene Ontology annotation, cellular component: nucleus.